UCAGUCGUAAUAGGUUCCCAAUUCAAUUAAACUGCCAAUCUAUUCUUCUGCUCUCCUCUAGCUAAUUAAACUUGGACUCGCUCCAUCAUCACUUUCAUUAGUGACAAAAUCUCAAAUUUUAGGGGUUUUGUGGCUCAUCAGUUUCUGGGUUAAUUUCGGGGUUUUGGCUUGCUAAAUUUCAAGGAAUUUGGGGUUUUGUGGCUCGUCAGUUUCAUCAAUUUGAGGUAUUAAUUUACAAUUUGCUGAACAAUAUUGUUGCUAGAACAAGAAUCAAUCUCUUUUUGCGAGAUAUUUCCUUUGAUGUUGUUGCAGCUGUAGAUUUUCUGGUUGAGAGUUACAUUUCGCUUGUGGUUUUAGACAAGCCAAAGUUUAUUAAGGUAAAAGAUGACUUAUCGAAGCAAGAGAGCAAGGGAAAUGCUUGCUGCCACAGCUAAGUCAAAUGCUACUGAAGUUGUUUCACAACCCACCAAAAAACAAGCUACUAAGUCACCACAGACUGAGAUGCCAAGGGUAAUUCUACAUUAGUAAGUGGUAUUAUUCUGCCAAUUGAUGUAUGGAGUAAUAACGACGUCCAGUACUAUGUCGAAUUCAAUGAUUUAUGCCAGCCAAUUAGGAAGGGUGGACAUAUUUUGGUUAAAUUCAUUAGUAUGAUUGCGAAGAUGGAGUCACAUUGUCCAGUUGGGGAAAAAGAUUGGAAAGCAAUCGACAAGCAUUUUAAAGGGAAAACAAUUAAAGACAUAAGAGACCGUUUUGUGAUUCCUCCUAGUGUGGAAUAUGACAACCAAGCUCUCAAGCGUGCCAAUAAAUGUUGGAGGCAGUUCAAAUAUUCUCUGAAACUGAUUCAUUACAAGCCACUAGAGAAGAAAUUGGAUGAUAUGUGUAAUAAUGUGCCACAUGGAAUUACCAGUAGUAACUGGGUUAAGUUGGUAAAAUAUUGGGAUUCGGAUUACGGGAAAACUAUGUCAGAAUGCGGUAAAAAGGCACGAGCUUCUCUAAAUCAGAUUCAUACAUCUGGCUCUUUAAGUUUUUCAAACCAACAAGCUGAUUAUGAAGAUGAACAUGGAAAAAAAAUGAGCUUGUUAGCACUGUGGAUUAAAACCCAUGCGGGUAAAGACGGAAAAUUUCUUCCUGACACAGUCACUCAAGAUUUUGUGGAUGAUGUUAAAGCUAAGGUUGAAGAGUUGAGGAUGGUGCACCCUAAGAUGUCUGAACAAGAGCUCGAAGAUGAAGCAUUUCAGCAAACUAUGUAUGGCAAUGAGAUUCCCGAUCAUCCGGUGGGUUACGGACAAGGGGUUAAAAAGGGGGACAUUUUCGGAGUACGUGGUGUGUUAAGGAAGGAAGGCUAUGGAAAAGUUCAAAAGAGGACUAUUGUGAUGGAUAGUGUUAAAGAAGAAGUGAAUGCUUUGCACAAAAAAAAAUGAUACACUAUCUCAAGAAAAUGAAAAGCUGAAAGACGAGGUCGGACACAACAAUCUUCUUCUUAAAGCGCUUGUUGGACAAUUUUCUCAGAUUGUAGGUCCAGUUCGUCAAGGGAAUGCAUCUCCAGGUCUUCUAAACAAAGCAUCUGAAUUCUUAGGAAAGGCAAAACAUCAGAUUGGAAAAGGCAAUGUAGGUGCAACAAAAGAAUAGGCUGGGACACUUGAGCAUCAACAAGCGACAAUAUCGAUCAAUGUGGCCAUCAUCUAUCUAUUUUGGUUUUUAGUCUUAUAUUAGUGAUGUAUUUAUUUAGGGACAAGCUACAUACUAUAAUAUGCGACCUUUUUUUA
Messenger RNA from Chenopodium quinoa (quinoa), 1766 nucleotides. RefSeq lists its product as uncharacterized. The transcript has 10 exons. Lineage: Eukaryota; Viridiplantae; Streptophyta; Magnoliopsida; Caryophyllales; Amaranthaceae. The record is from RefSeq and is a predicted model, not a curated record. Bases 648 to 1421 code for a protein of 257 amino acids.